Messenger RNA from Daphnia pulicaria, 2102 nucleotides. Its product is annotated as zinc finger X-linked protein ZXDB-like. Gene Ontology annotation, molecular function: transcription coregulator activity. NCBI's taxonomy places the organism in Eukaryota, Metazoa, Arthropoda, Branchiopoda, Diplostraca, Daphniidae. The transcript is spliced from 7 exons. The record is from RefSeq and is a predicted model, not a curated record. Gene Ontology annotation, biological process: regulation of transcription by RNA polymerase II. Bases 135 to 1961 code for a protein of 608 amino acids. Gene Ontology annotation, cellular component: nucleus.
GAUUUGUUCAACCUGGCAACGCUGUUUAGUUUGUCAUUCUUACUAAUUUUUUUUUUCUUUUGUGGCGAAGUUGAAAUUUCUGUCUAAAUUUGUUGUUCAAUUUUCAUUAUUUGAUCGAUGCGCAUUGUUUGAAAAUGGAAAGGUGGUUUAAAACAGAUAAUGAGCUUGCCAGCAGCAUGGAGUACGACCAGAUCGGAUUGUCUAGCGAAAUUAGAUCAGCGCCUGAUGCGCUUGUUAUCUCCAACGAUUUUUCUCACUGUUUGGGAGAAAAAUUGCCAUUAGAACUUUUGACAACUGAUGAAGAAGGAGUUCCAAAUAUUAUUGAGCUUGAAGUGCAGUUAGAUGACAAGUGUUUCAACACUUCUCAUGAAGAAACUGCUGUUUUGUCGACUGAGGAGACUAUUCUCUUUGAAGAAGUCCGAGACACUCCAAACAUUUUACAUCAGGAUGAAAGAGAGAACCUAAUGUCUCUACAGUCAAAAGUCAUUGAUAUUGUUGAAGAAAAGAUUAUGUUGUUAACACCACAUGAACUUGAGUCCAUGAAGGUAAGUGCUCUGGAAUCAGAUAGUGAGAAAGAGAGUCAACAAUCCAAGGUGGAAAGUGGUCCUUCUGAUUCAGUUAAUGAAGUACACAGUGAAAAAAUUCCCAAACCAAUUGUGGUUCUUCAUGAAAAUGAAACAUUGUACCUCUGCCCAUUUGAAGAAUGCUCAAAAGGUUUUUCUAAAUUAUUUAUGGCCAAAAGUCACAUUAUGACCCAUGUUGGAAUCAGACAAUUUAAGUGUGAUGCUGAAGGUUGCUCUUGGUCAUUCUUCUCAGAAUACAAGUUGAAACGUCACAAAGAAUGUCAUCAAGGGAAAAAAGACUUUGCUUGUACUGUUUGCCGAAGGAAGUUUACUACGUUGUACAACUUAAAUUCACACAAAAAGCUUCACGAUCGACCAAAUAUAUACUCAUGUUCAAUUGAGCAGUGCAGUUCAGAAUUUCAAACUCAGAGAGAGUUAGAUAACCAUUUAAAGGAGCAACAUCGAGAAGUUGAAGCACCGUAUGCUUGUCAUCACUGUAAUUGCGGAAAACGAUUCCAUUCUUUAAACGCCCUGACCACUCACCUUCGUAGUCAUACGCGUGUGGGUCCAUUAAUUUGCCAGUGGGAAGGUUGUUCCCGAUCUUUUGACAGGCCAUCUCAUUUGGAAUCACAUCUUAGAACCCAUACGGGAGAUCGUCCUUUUGUAUGUCAUUUUGAGGGCUGUGGAUGGGCUUUCCGAACGCCAAGCAAGCUUAGCCGACAUCAGCGGACUCAUAAGAAUGAACGACCAUUCAAAUGCCCACACCAGGAAUGUCAUAAAGCUUACUUGAGAUCAGAACAUCUGAAGCAGCAUCUUCUUAGUCAACACCGCGGAAUGAAAAUGUUUCGUUGUCCUGUUGAAAAUUGUGGCGCGGAAUUUACAGCAAGGAGUACCUUAUAUGUCCAUGCCAAAAGACAUAAUGUUGAUACUGCCAAUCUUACCUUCCCUUGCGAGCACCCCGGUUGCAAUAAACAGUAUUCCGGCAAAUCCAAUCUGAGGAAACACAUGGUUCGAUGCCACGGUAACCGUUCUACUCCAUGCACCGCUACCGUUUCUCCAACGGAACCUCCGGAACUGAUUAAAGUAAUUGAUCAGCCCAUUCAAAAUGACUACAUUGCAUUGCUAUUGGGAGACGACGAGGAACAGAUGUCUGCAGACCGCUCGGUCGUCACUUUCCUCGCUGUUCCGACAGACAGUUUACAGGAUACUGGAUCGGGAUCAAAUGGAGAUUCAAAUGUCUGCGUCUUACUUCAUACCGGUGGUGGAAGCCAUGAGGCCAGUACAAGUUCCACUGGUCACGCCCACAUUGUUUGGAGUUGGCAAACAAGUCCCGUGAAAACUGGAGAGGAAUGUUCCGAAUUUAGUCAGUCGACGAUUAACAUGCGGGAUUUGGAAUAAUUCGUCCUUCCUCUUGUAAAUCUAAUAUUUCAUUGGGUAUGCACAUUUUGCAUUUUUUUUUUCCGCAUAUCUUAUAACACAAGGACAAUUUUCGUCUCUUCACAAACUAUUGAAAUGAAUAUAUACUCGAUUGUCUAUUAA